Durio zibethinus is the source of this 1631-nucleotide messenger RNA. RefSeq names its product protein DETOXIFICATION 14-like. NCBI's taxonomy places the organism in Eukaryota, Viridiplantae, Streptophyta, Magnoliopsida, Malvales, Malvaceae. The record is from RefSeq and is a predicted model, not a curated record. Gene Ontology annotation, biological process: xenobiotic detoxification by transmembrane export across the plasma membrane. Gene Ontology annotation, molecular function: xenobiotic transmembrane transporter activity; antiporter activity. Gene Ontology annotation, cellular component: membrane.
CAAGCCCAUUACAUGCCCUUAGGUCAUAACAAGUUGUGUUCAGAAAAGGAAGGAAAUGGACGAGGCAUUGCUAGGUAGAAAAGAUCAGGAAGAAAAAUGGAAGAUAACAUGGAGUGGCUUUGCAGAGGAGCUAAGGAAGGUGAGCUACAUGGCGGUGCCGAUGGUGGCAGUGACGGUGUCGCAGUACCUUUUGCAGGUCAUAUCGGUGAUGAUAGUUGGACACCUGGGGGAGCUACCUCUUUCCGGGAUUGCCCUAGGUUUCUCCUUCUGUACUGUCACUGGCUUCAGCUUUGUUUUUGGAAUUGCUGGUGCAUUGGAAACUCUAUGUGGGCAAGCUUAUGGAGCUCAACAAUAUCAAAAGCUUGGAACUUACACCUAUUGUUCAAUGAUUUCUCUCAUUCUAGUUUGUAUUCCGAUAUGCUUGGUUUGGAUAUUCAUGGACAAGCUGUUAAUAUUGAUGGGUCAGGACCCUGAGAUUGCAAUGGAAGCUGGCAAAUAUGCAAUCUGGCUCAUACCUGCAUUACUUGCCUACCCACUUCUUCAAUCUUUAAUUCGGUAUUUCCAAUGUCAGAGCUUGAUUCUUCCCAUGUUCUUGAGCUCUUGUGCAGCUCUAUGUCUCCAUAUACCUCUCUGCUGGACUCUAGUAUACAAAACAGAAUUAGGACUUGUUGGGGCGGCUUUAUCAACCGGAUUAGUUCUCUGGUUUAAUGUGAUAUUGCUUGGAAUUUACAUGAGGUACUCUUCAUCAUGUGAGAAAUCCCGUGCUAUCAACUUCAACAACAUUUUCUUAUGCAUCAAAGAGUUCUUUCGCUAUGGACUCCCAUCUACUGUAAUGGUUUGUCUCGAAUGGUGGUCAUUCGAGCUACUUAUACUGUUGUCAGGACUUUUACCGGAUUCAGAGCUUGAGACAUCGGUUCUGUCGAUAUGCAUUACAAUCACUUCAUUACACUACUUCGUACCAUAUGGGGUCAGUGCUGCUGCAAGCACUCGAGUUUCAAAUGAAUUAGGAGCUGGAAAUCCACAAGCAGCUCGACUAUCUGUAAUCGUUGCAAUGAUAAUUGCAGUUAUAGAGCCAAUCAUGGUGGCAAUUGCGCUCUUUUCUUGCCGCCACGUUCUUGGAUGCUUAUUUAGCGAUGAAAAGGAAGUUGUCAAUUAUAUUGCAGAAAUGAUUCCACUACUUUGCAUUUCAGUAUUUAUGGACAGCAUACAGGCAGUACUUUCUGGUGUUGCUAGAGGAACUGGGUGGCAGAAAAUUGGAGCCUAUGUGAAUCUUGGGGCAUAUUACCUUGUAGGAAUUCCAGUAGCUGCUGCGCUUUGUUUUGCUCUAAAUUUGAGAGGGAAGGGGCUUUGGAUUGGAAUAUUGUCAGGUUCUACUGUUCAAGCAUCGCUCCUUGCCAUCAUUACUGCCUUCACAAAUUGGCGAAAACAGGCAAGCAAUGCGAGGGAAAGAAUGUUUGAGAGGCUAAUCACAGCAGACGAUGAAUCAGCUUGAAGAUGCCCAAGAAGAAGGAAAGAAAAGGCAAUGAGUUCUGAUUUUUUGCAUUUGGAUUUGCGGCAUUAGCUCUCUCAGUGCAUAUAAUAACAAAAUAUAUUUUAAUUGUCAACUAUAAUGUUUCUCUUUUCUUUUACUG